Messenger RNA from Drosophila ficusphila, 635 nucleotides. RefSeq lists its product as uncharacterized. NCBI's taxonomy places the organism in Eukaryota, Metazoa, Arthropoda, Insecta, Diptera, Drosophilidae. Bases 1 to 564 code for a protein of 187 amino acids. The record is from RefSeq and is a predicted model, not a curated record. The transcript has 4 exons.
AUGAUAUUCCCGUGGCUGGUGGUCCUGGGCUGCUGCUUUGCAGAGGCGGAGUCCCAGUUGGUUUACAAGCUCAACAAAAUCGAGUGUCUGGUAAAUAAGACGCGGGUGAAAAACGUGUCUUGCCAUGUGAAGGCGAUCAGUUGGAAUAUGGCAGUGGUGAACAUGGAUUGCUUUAUGAUUUUCCCUCUGUACCCAGAAGUUCGAAUGCAGGUUUUUGUGAAGGACUACAGUAACCAGUAUAAGCCAUUUCUAAUUGAUGUGGCCAUCAAAAUGUGCGAGGUUAUCCAAAAAAGGAACUUCAUCUCCUAUGGUGUUAUUAUCUGGAAAUUAUUUAAGCGUUUCACGAAUGUAAAUCACACCUGCCCUUUUUCGGGUCAAUUAUCUGCCCGCAAUGGGUAUUUGGACACCAGUCUUCUUCCGCCGUUUCCACAUGGGUCCUACCUAGUCAGCUUAACAAUAGUGGACUCGAGCUCCGCCAACAAGGAAUACGUGGGCACUAUAAAGUUCUUCUUGCAAAGCAUGGAACUAAUAAAGAGCAAAAAGGCUGCCAAGGCCUUAGUGUAACUUAAAAAGGUUUUCCCAUUUUGAUCCUGAUGGCGCUUAUAUUGACCAAUAACAAAUAUUAAUUAAGGGGU